Molecule: messenger RNA, 999 nt
Organism: Odocoileus virginianus texanus
Lineage: Eukaryota; Metazoa; Chordata; Mammalia; Artiodactyla; Cervidae
Source: RefSeq, a predicted model, not a curated record
CUUGCAGAGUAUGUCCAUACCUUGCAGAGGUAUGGAAUGAGGAAAAACCCUGUUUUGUGUGUGUGACUUAAGCAUCUACAUGAUUCUGACUUGCCAGUUUUGCCUAAUCAUGGAUUGAGUUAGUCUGUGCCUUAAACAUAGCAUUCCUAACUGCACCCUGCUUGGCUGUCUGUCAUAUGCCAGUAUUGCUCAUGUCUUUUAGUUCCCCAACCGUCUUAGCCACUUUCCUGUUAUUUCAUUCCUUCCCCCUCUUCCCCUUUCGUUAUCUCCAAAAUAUUUCCCUCACUUUCAGUGCCCAGGCUGUCCUCCCAACGUCAGUUCUGUCGUCACUUACCUGCCUUCACCUUGCCUCGCCUACUUAUCACCUCCUAUACUGUCACUCUCAUCUACCUGUCCCACACUGGCCCCACUGCCCAGACCGGAAAGGAAGCGCCGAAUCGCUCUCAAGCCCGAACCUUCCCCGGCGAGGCUCAGCGGAGGAGCUUGAAGAACGCUUCAUCGCGCUGUUUUCACGGCUUCCCCCUUCCAUUUUCACACGAUCCUACAAAACCACCACCCCUUUUAGCCUCUCCGUGAGCACCAGAAUCGCUUGUUGCCUCCAGUCUAGAGGAGAGAUCUCCCAGCGAAGGAAAGAAGAAAAGGCCUUGGCCAACAGCUGCUGGUGUCUGCCGUGGACGCAUUUAGACCCCGGCCGUAUCUCUCUCUGGAGACUUUGUGCCUAUGCUUGGGGACAGAGCGAGGUCGUUGCCUUGACGACGACAGCAUGCGGCCCGCAGUCCUCUUGAGUGUGAGCUUGCGGCGGGUUGAGGCCAAUCAGCCUACCUGCCUGCUUCACCUGAAACCCGUGACUGUGUCCGCGGAAGAAAUAAAGACAAAAGUGGAAUUGCUAGUUUGCUAGUCAGCAUCUUUUAGACCUGCGAAGGAGAUGCUCUUCACCUCAAUUUUAUCUCCAAGUUGAAAACCUUUGGACUUUCCACGCGGAAAGAUUUAAAAGAAACA